AUGAAUAAUAAUAAUAAUAAUAAUAAUAAUAAUAAUAAUAAUAAUAAGAUCGCCAAGUCCCAGUUGAAGUGUAGCUUAUCCACAAGGUACGUCCAAGAGACAGGAUGGAUAAGCUUGACGAAGAGGGCUGGUGACGCGUGGACGGCGAAUACUCUCAGCUGGGUGGCGAACCUUUACGCGGAUGCUGUGUCCAGAGUCCAGAUAAGAACUAACCUUUCCCGCGGCGCGACUCUGUGCUCAGUAUUCACGAGAGAGCGCCUGCCCUUUGAUAAGGGUGCUCGCGAAUUUGACCAAGGUGCCUACGCUGCUUUGCAGCGGCUGCUGCACCUGUUCCCAACAUACAACAUCGUCAGUAAUUUUAUACGCAUUACAUAUGGCCUUUUAGUUAUUAUUUUCCAUUGCUGA
Molecule: messenger RNA, 405 nt
Organism: Cotesia congregata
Lineage: Eukaryota; Metazoa; Arthropoda; Insecta; Hymenoptera; Braconidae
Source: the annotation of a GenBank genome assembly